Carya illinoinensis is the source of this 991-nucleotide messenger RNA. RefSeq names its product ADP-ribosylation factor-like. Bases 208 to 795 code for a protein of 195 amino acids. Gene Ontology annotation, biological process: intracellular protein transport; vesicle-mediated transport. Gene Ontology annotation, molecular function: GTP binding; GTPase activity. Gene Ontology annotation, cellular component: cytoplasm. NCBI's taxonomy places the organism in Eukaryota, Viridiplantae, Streptophyta, Magnoliopsida, Fagales, Juglandaceae. The transcript is spliced from 5 exons. The record is from RefSeq and is a predicted model, not a curated record.
AAUAGACGCAACUUUAUUCCUAUCGUCGAAUCAGAAUUUUUUCUCCUUUACCUUUCCCAAUUCUCACCCAAUGGUGUCGCAUUAGAUGUCUUCUUACAACACAAGAAAUCCAGUUCUAUUUGUACCUUAAUUUGCUUCCUGUUAAAUGAGUUCACUCAUUGAUCCAUUUUUUCAUCUUCCAUAUCUCCGUUGUGUUCGUAUUGUGACAUGGGUGCUGCCAUAUCUCGGCUAGCAAAGUGGCUUUUCCCCAAAUGUGAAAUGAGGAUUCUGAUGCUGGGUCUUGAUGCUUCUGGGAAGACAACCAUCCUUUACAAGCUCAAACUGGGUCAUAUUGCUACCACCAUACCGACAAUCGGUUUUAAUGUGGAGACUAUAAAGUACAAAAAUAUUAGCUUCACUGUCUGGGAUGUAGGAGGACAAGAUAAGAUUCGACCUUUGUGGAAACAUUACUUUCAGAAUACUAGAGGAUUAGUCUUUGUUGUGGACAGCAAUGAUAGAGAGAGAAUCCCAGAAGCCCGCAAUGAGCUUCAUCGUAUUAUUGGCGAGAAUGAAUUACGCAAUGCCUUACUUCUUGUCUUUGCCAAUAAGCAAGACCUUCCAAAUUCUCUGAGUGUUUCUGAGGUUGCCGAUAAACUUGGUCUACACUCACUCCAUCAGCAUCGUUGGUACAUCCAGAGCACUUCUGCCGUAUCUGGCCAAGGACUGUAUGAAGGCCUCGAGUGGCUAUCCAACAAUAUUCCUGUAAAAUAUGUAAAACAGAAACAGAGAAAAGGAAGAGAAGGAAACAGAGAAUAGGAAAAGAAUGAAUUGAAUUACUUGAAUGAAUACUGCUUUACAUCACAUCUAUUUAUAUACACGUAUUGGCAUUGUAAGCUAUCUGAUUUUACUAUAUCAGAUACAAGAAAAACAAGAAAUGUAACUAACUUAUUACAUCAACUAACUUAACUGUCAUAUAAUAGUUUCUUUAUUUGAUUUUAGCAUUUUUGCUUCA